AGAAGAAAAUCUAUAUUCACAAAUCACAAUCUAACGCAAGAGACGGUGAAAAACUACUAGUGAAUAAUGUAAUGAAAGUAUUGUCUGUAUGUGUUAUAAAUACACAUCCCCACUCGCUGAGAGUCGGAAGUUGAAAAAAAAAAUGAAGAUGCUAAAAGCGUGCAUUGCAUUAACUGCACUCCUCCUGCUGACGUGGCAGGGCUCCGCCCAGACCCCCGCGUCGGAGUAUUUAGCGGCGCACAACCAAGCGAGAGGCGAGGUGGGCGUGGGGCCCCUCCAAUGGAGCGAGGCGCUGGCCAAAUCGGCGAGCCUGACGGCGCGGCUGCAGCGCGACAAGCACAACUGCAGCUUCGCCGACCUCAGCAAGAGCCGCUACGGCGCCAACCAGCUCUGGGCGGGCGGCUUACCCGUCACGCCCAAAGCCGCCGUGGAGGCCUGGGUGGCGGAGAAGAAGUUCUAUAACUACGCCGACAACUCCUGCCCGCCGGAACACCGCUGCGGGGUCUACACGCAGGUGGUGUGGAGGAAGUCCACGGACCUCGGCUGCGCGCAGGCGGCGUGCCCCAAGGACCACUCCACUUUGACCAUCUGCUUCUACAAUCCGCCAGGAAACAUCGUCGGCGAGAAGCCGUACUAGUUUUUUUGCAUUAUUAAUUGUCGACUCAUUUCCUCAAUUUGUGUGUUCGCAUCCAUUAUUAUAAAUAAAAUUACUACUACUAUUUCA
This is a messenger RNA of Salvia hispanica, 724 nucleotides long. Its product is annotated as CAP (Cysteine-rich secretory proteins, Antigen 5, and Pathogenesis-related 1 protein) superfamily protein. The record is from RefSeq and is a predicted model, not a curated record. Lineage: Eukaryota; Viridiplantae; Streptophyta; Magnoliopsida; Lamiales; Lamiaceae.